This is a messenger RNA of Nerophis lumbriciformis (worm pipefish), 2442 nucleotides long. It is a transcript of the gene dpf3, whose product is annotated as double PHD fingers 3. The record is from RefSeq and is a predicted model, not a curated record. NCBI's taxonomy places the organism in Eukaryota, Metazoa, Chordata, Actinopteri, Syngnathiformes, Syngnathidae. Gene Ontology annotation, cellular component: nBAF complex. Gene Ontology annotation, biological process: nervous system development.
CCCCUCAUUCAGCUCCCAAACUACACCGAGAUUUGGAAUAUUACGUUACAGUCCCGCUGGAAAAUGGCGACUGUAAUUCAGAAUCCCUUGAAAUCGCUGGGUGACCAGUUCUACAGGGAUGCCAUCGAGCACUGCCGCAGCUAUAACGCCCGUCUGUGUGCCGAGCGCAGCGUGCGCAUGCCCUUCCUGGACUCGCAAACGGGCGUGGCCCAGAACAACUGCUACAUCUGGAUGGAAAAGUGCCAGCGGCAGCCAGGCAAGGCGGCGGGACAGAUGUAUGCCUACCCUGCACGUUGCUGGAGAAAGAAGAGGAGACUCCACCCACCCCUCGACCCACAGCUUCGCCUUUGUGAGCUAAGACUAGAGGCUGAAAUGGCCCCCAAGCGUGAGGGCCCCCCUGGGGAGGCCACUGCCUUGGAGGCCCUACUGAGGGCGGACAACCUCCUGGAGAAAAAAAACAAUUUGGCAAAGGAAGAGGAGACCAUGCUGGAAAUACAGCGGGUUCUAGAGGCAGAGGAAAAUGGCGACAGCUGUCAAAAUGAUGAAGACUUUGAAGUGGAUACUCCAAAGAGGAAGAACAGAAACAGAGGAAAAAACAGAGGUUCCAGUCGUAAGAAGACAGAAGCGGCGAGCGCGGACGACCAGGACAAACCUUAUGUUUGCGACAAUAGACACAAACAAAAGCAUAACUCAAAAAAGGCUGAAGAAGUCUGUGGAAAGCGCUACAAGAAUCGUCCUGGCUUGAGCUACCACUACACUCACACCCACCUGGCCGAGGAGGAGGGCGAGGAGGAGAGAGUUAGUGAUCCUGCACCAUCUCCUCCACCACGCAUUUCUGAGAACCACAAACCUCAGAAGGGUCCAGACGGUGUCAUCAUUCCCAACGACUACUGUGACUUCUGCCUUGGAGACCAGGACUCCAACAGGAAAACGGGCCAAGCAGAAGAGUUGGUGUCUUGCUCGGACUGUGGACGUUCUGGUCACCCGACAUGUCUGCAGUUCACAGACAACAUGAUGCACGCCGUGAGGACGUACCAGUGGCAGUGCAUUGAGUGCAAGUCGUGCAGCCUCUGCGGCACCUCAGAAAACGACGAUCAGCUUCUGUUCUGUGAUGACUGCGACAGAGGCUACCACAUGUACUGCCUGAAGCCGCCCAUGACACAGCCCCCUGAUGGAAGCUGGAGUUGCCACGUGUGUCUGGACUUGCUGAAGGACAAGGCCUCAUCCUUUGGAGAAGCAUAACAACCGGGGGCUUACAUUGUGGUCGUCUACACUCACGCAUUUCUGCUAGUUACUGUAAAUGCUCUGAUUAUAGCCGGGACGUUUAUUUACCUAAACCACAAAAAAAGGAUCAUCAUCAUAAUCAUCAUAAUUAGAGAAAGGAAUGUGAAAAGUCAUUAUAUUAUAUUAUUAUAAAAAUUAGGGGUGUCCCGAUCCAAUAUUUGUAUUGGAUAUUGGUCUGAAACAAAAAGAAAAACAAGAUUUGGAAGAUACUGCAUAUUCUUGCAUGUAAAAUUUGUGAUAUAAUGUCCGAUACAAGCAGUCCUGCAGUGUGUUUACUUGUGCAAAGCUGGACAGCCAGUUAACAUCUAAAUGUCCUCCAAUAAGCACACAAAGUUGGUGUUUUCUUGUAUUUUAGUCAAGUCAUUUACAAAAGGUAAACAUGGUAGGCUAUAGGCUAGGGAUGUCGCCAACCAGUAUCGGCUGCUUUCCUUGAAAAAGUAAGUGAUCGCCAUACUUUUCAAUGCCGAUCACAAAUGCUGAAAAGCCAACAGCUAAUUGUGUAUCUCCAUACACAGUGUGGAGCCGAGAAGUAUAUGCUACUUUGUAUUAGAAAUGGCAACAGCGGAGGAUACAUGUGCACAUACGAGCCAAUCUGCCCCACCGCAAGAGGAUAGAGAAAAAGAAGGAACUUAUUGACUGAAAUGUCAGACUACAAUGGCGGACUCGCGCAAAGCACUUUGAGUAAAACUUUACCUUAUAUGGAGCUUUCCGUUGACAUCACCAAUUGUAAAACGUCACAAAUUGGCCAAAUUCCAAACGGUUUGUUUGGAGGAAGAAUGAAGGAAGGCAAGAUUGUUAUAUAAAUAUCGCCGCCAGGGUUUGAUUUCAUAUUUUCGGUACUUAUGCAGAUCCCAAAUACAAAAAAACAGGUACCAAUAGGUAAGAAAAGUUGGUUUUGCAUAAUAGGUCCUCUUUAAGUGUCAUACUCAAGUAUUAGGAUAAGGCUAAACAUGUUACACACCUAUAGCAAGCCAGGAUCAGGCAUGCUAUAACUAAGCUAACAGCUAACCUACCUUUAAACAACACCAAUAAAUAAUUGCUUAGUAAAGUUGAAGAAUUGUAAAUGGAACAAUGUUACAGCAGAAAGUAAGUAGAUUAAUACGAGUACAGAGAGAGGAUAAUAUAACAACAGCAUUGUCACAGUUUGAAGUACACAUA